Messenger RNA from Megalobrama amblycephala (Wuchang bream), 6205 nucleotides. It is a transcript of the gene rpgra, whose product is annotated as retinitis pigmentosa GTPase regulator a. Lineage: Eukaryota; Metazoa; Chordata; Actinopteri; Cypriniformes; Xenocyprididae. Bases 259 to 5871 code for a protein of 1870 amino acids. The record is from RefSeq and is a predicted model, not a curated record. The transcript has 14 exons.
CUCUCUCUCUCUCUCUCUCUCUCUCUCUGUUAAAAUGCUCACUGACGCUCAUAUUGUUUCUUUUCUUAAUUAAUUAAUUAAUUAAUUAUACAAUUUAAUCAAGAAAAACUCUACGGUUACAACAAAGUGCGAACUCUUGAUUAGAUUUUUUUCAUCGGUUGCCAAGGUAACGUGUACUUCCGGUUCAACUGUUACUCUUCAUCAGGGAACAGCUGAAGGUUCAGGAAUGUCAUCUGUAGAACAGAGGUGUAGGAGGUGAUGACAGGAGAAACAGACACAGAAAUACCAGAUACAGGUGCUGUAUUUACCUUUGGAAAGAGUAAAAUCGCAAACAAUGUACCCAGCAGGUUAUGGUUAAAGAAUGAUAUACCUGUGCACAUCUCAUGUGGACAGUCACACUCAGCCUUUGUAACAGAGCAGGGCCGUUUGUUUGUGUUUGGAAGUAAUAACAGCGGUCAGCUUGGUCUACAAACCAAAGGACCGGUUACUAAACCAAUCUGUGUCAAAGUUCUUAAAGGGGAGAGAGUUCAGUUUGUUGCCUGUGGGACUGAUCACACACUUGUAAGCACCUCACAAGGGGAGUUUUUUGCAGCUGGAGGAAACAGUGAUGGACAGUUGGGACUGGGCCACUGUAAUGACAGCAUCUCUUUCCAGCGCCUACACCCCUUUUGUGACUAUGCUCCAAUCAAAUUGCUCUCUGCAGGUGACCACACCUCUGCUGCACUUACAGAGGAUGGCAGGCUGUUUCUUUGGGGUGAUAACUCUGUUGGUCAGCUUGGUUUGGGGAAUGACAGUCAUGCCUUAUUGCCUGAAGAGCUGAAAUUGGGACAACUCAUUCAGUGGGUCUCAUGUGGAUACAGACACUCAGCUUUGGUCACAGAUAAUGGGGAUGUUUUCACUUUCGGGGAAAGUGCAGAUGGACGACUGGGUCUUUCUGCUCAUCAGCUGGCCAAUCACAGUUGUCCCCAGCGAGUAGAAUCUCUGCAUGGGGUUCUGCAGGUGGCAUGUGGAGGCAAGCACACGCUCGCCCUCACAGAGGAUGAGUUAUAUUCUUUUGGCCGUGGGGAGUUUGGGCAGUUGGGGUUGGGGACGCAAAUGUUUGUAACAGACGUACCCGUUGCUGUCGGCCACUUCAGGAAAGGCAGAGUCACUCAUGUCACAUGUGGUGAAAACCACAGUGCACUUAUAACAGAUAGUGGUCUCCUGUACACAUUUGGAGAUGGCCGUCAUGGGAAGUUAGGCCUCGGAGAUGAGAACUUCACCAAUCAGUUCAGUCCAACUGUGUGCCAGAGGUUCUUUGAUUACUCUGUCAUGACUGUGGCAUGUGGUUCCAGUCACAUGCUGGUGUUCGCACGGCCACGGCAACAGGACAGUGAAGAAGUUUGUUUAGAGGAUGAAGACGUUACCUACUCUUACCUGGACAGGUGUUAUACCUCAAUGUUACAGGGGCAACCAUUAGAACAUAUUCCAGAACCAGCACCUGCUCUCCUCUCACAAUUGAUCUUUCUCCCCUCAUCUCUUCCAACCUCUCACCGCUGGAGCCUAUCAACACGGGCCAGACGGAGACAGAGGGAGAGCUCAUCUGCACAGUUUGGUCCAGAAUUUUGCGAUCUUCCUCCCCCUACAACUGGCUUUACUGCACUGGCCCUGAGAGGCAACAUCCUACAACCCAGAUCUCCAACAGACACUCCUAAACGCUUCAAAACUGAAGCCCCUGUGGAAUCUCCUUCUACCUCAAUCACACUGCCUGUCGGGACACCUCCACUCACACCCAUCACUAAGAGCGCAGAGGACUGCCAUAGUGUUGGAACAUCAGAAAACAGCAUGUCAGACAAGACACAUGAACAGCAUAAGAAUAAGAUGGCAAGAGCCUCUUCUAUUGGGAAGGAAGAGAAUGUUCCUCAGCAGGCUCCGCCCACUGAAGUACAGUCUGGUUCUGUUUCUCAUCCAUCAAUGACAGAAUCUCUACCACCAAGCAGUCUUAAACACAAGAAGCCCAGGUCUGGAAAUCCAAAGAACCCUGCUACGCAGGAGAAAUGUUUUUCUACUACAGCAUCACAAAGCAAAAUACAAUCCAAAACAUACAAAAAACCUAUCCAGAGUACAAAUAAUAAAUCGAAAGUUCAAGCAGUAGAGGUCAGAUUAUCUCCAGAGAGAAUGUCAGCUAAAGAAAGAGAGGGAUGCAGUGAAACACGCAGUACUAAUACUGAUUCAAGGCACAAAAUUUCAAAAGCAGAUAAAAAUAGUAAAGUUCAACAAGCCGUUCCCGGAGGUCAAGAGGUUACAACUCUUGCUCAGAUGGAGCAAGAGACCAAGUCAGGUUCACUUAAAAUUCAAAAUACAAGUUCUCCAGAUCAGGAAGUCAAACAAGUUAGAAAAACGCCUACAAAAAUUCAAGAGGGUAUUCCAGUAAGAGUUACAAAAAGGGUCAAGUCUUCAGUCAAGGUUCAAGAUGUGCCCUCUGGCAGGAUGGAAGUUAGUGUGGUUGAAUCAACGCUUCAGACAGAUCCUGCUCAAAAAGACAUAAAGCUAUCCAUUGGAAAGGCUCAAGAGGUCAGAUCAACACUGAUCGACACACAAGAACAGGAAAACCCAACAUCAGAAAAAAUUUCAGCCAAAAUACAAAACUCUCCAGAAAAAGGAAAUGAAAAGAUUCAAGUUGACGCAGAAGAAAAUCCUGGUGACCUUACACCAAAGAAAGCAAAGAAGAAGAGAUCAGAUGUGCAAAGAGCUCCAAUGGAAGAAACAACACCCAAAACACCUAGUCCUCCAUCUGUUUCCAUACCCACACGAAUGUCUAAAGCAAAAAAGAGAAAACCUGUGGAGGUUGAAAACUCAAACGUCCAGCUUAGAACUAAAAUGCUAGCACAAGUCAAAAGGGAAAACGAUAGUAAAACACCUCAGAACUCCAAUAUAUUUUUUCCCCCUAUAGAGAACAGAAAAUCAGAAGGAGCUGCUGAAAUAAGCCAAUCCACUUCAAACUUGCAGUCUGAGCAUAAAAAUAGCCAGUCACCCACUGAUAAAGCGCUUACUGAACAGAAAUAUGAAUUUCCAUCAAUUAAAAGCUUAACUCCAGAAAGAGGCCACUCAUUUUCCAGUUUAUGGUCCAAUAACAAAUCAGCAACCAGUAAAUCUUCUGCCACAAAAGAAACUGAAUCAUCAUCUGGUAAUUUGUUAAGUCCAUCACGACAACACAGGCGCUCACCACUAAAUGAAAUAAAAUUAGAUGCCAAAUCAGUUGAACCUGAAGAGCCAGACAGGAAGCCACAGGCUGAGCAGAGCAUUAUGGGUAGUGUAGUUUCAUCACUACCAGCCAUGGCUAUUGCUAGUGCUGCACCACUACUAAUAAAAGCCACUGAAGUUCUUUCUGAAACUUCACCAGAACAAAGUAAUGAUAUGUCCUUGUGUGCAUCAGUGUCUCAGGAAAUAGCAGGAAACAAUAUCCUGCCAGAACAGGAAGUUGACCAGGAUAGCACAGUUCAGGAUGUAUCAGCAGUCGAGGAAAUAGAUGACAGCAGCACCAAAAAGCAGAGUGCACAAGAUGUACAAAACAAGCUAGUUUUAGAUGAAAAUGGAAAAAUGGUGGAAGAAGAAGAUGUGAGGGAUAGUGAAACAGAGAGAGAGGAAGAGAGAGGUGAAGAAGAGAGUCUCGUUGAGGAAGAAAAUGAAAGUGAGGGAGUUGGGCAGAAAGAAGAGGGCAGUGCUGUUGAAGAUGAAGAAAGUGAGAGCGAUAAUGAUGAAGAGAGUGACAGUGCUCAAAAAGGAGAGGUGGACGGUGAGGAAGAGGAGGGAGAAGAAGAGGAAAGUGAGGUAGCAGGAGAGGAAGAGGAUGACAGCGAUAGCAGACAAAGCAGUAAAAGUGAAGGAGAAGGAAGAGGAGAUGAGACUGAAAGAGAAGAAGAGGAGAGUGAGGGACAGGUGAAAGAGGAGGGCGAGGAUGGAGAAAUGGAGGAAGAGGAGAAUAAAGAUGAAGAGAGUGGUGGAGAAGACGAGGAAGAAGAGAAUGAGAGCUGGGAUGAAAGGAGUGAGGGAGAGGUGGAAGAUGAGGAGAAAACUGAUGCAGAAGAGGAGCAGGAAGGAGAGAGCAGUAAUGAGGAGAAAAUGGAAGUAGGUGAACAAUCUGACAGUGAGGAUGAAAAUAAAAAUGUGAGAUUAGAUGAAGAGGAAGGAGAGAGUGAAGAAAAGGAUGGGAGUGAAGAAGAAGAAGAGGAAGAGAAUAAAACAGGGGAAGGAGAGGGAGAACAGGAAGAAAAGGAAGAUGAAGAGAGUGAGGAAGAAGAUAAGGUAGGAAAUGAAGAUGAGGAGGAAAAUCAAGAUGAAGAGACUGAUCAUGAAGAGGAGGAGGGAAACAGAGACCAGGAGGAGGAGGAAGAAGAGAAUGAUGAAGAGGGUGAAGAAGACAAGGAGGAGGAAGUGGAUGAAGAGGAAAAUAAUGAAGAACUGAAAUACAAAAAAGAUGGAGUCACAAACAGUGAAGAAGAGGAGGGAGAGGAAAGUGUGAGAGAGAAUGAAGAACAACAGGAUGAGGUGGAAGUUGAAGACGAGGAAAAAAUUUCAGAGACAGAUGCAGAUGAAGAUAGAGAAAGACAGGAAGGGAGUGAACAGAUUGAGGAAGAGGAUGAAGAAAAAGAAGAGGGUGAGAAAGAAGGGGAAAUGGAUACAAGUGAAGUGAAAUUUAGAGAAGAAGAGAAUCUGGAUAUCUCUGAGACACGGGAAGAGGACAGAGGAGACGAAGACGAUGAGGUGAACAAGCCGAAUGAAAUAAUGGAAGAAAAUAACGAGGAAGAGAGUGGAAGUGAGAAAGAAGAGGAAGAAACAGACAAGAAGCGAGAGAACAAAAAAACAGACAGAGGUGGGGGGAAACAGACAGAAACUAAUGAGGAAGAAGAGGAGGAUGGUGAAGAAGAGGAGGAGGAAGCAGAGCAGAAAGAAAUGAAACAGAGAGAAACAAGUGAAGAAGAAGAACAGGAAGAGGAGAGUGAGGAGGAGGAAGAGGAAGAGGAAGCAGAGCAGAAAGAAAUUAAACGGAGCGAAACAAGUGAAGAAGAAGAACAGGAAGAAGAGAGUGAGGAGGAGGAACAGGAAGCAGAGCAAGAAGAAAUGAAACAGAGAGAAACAAGUGAAGAAGAAGAACAGGAAGAGGAGAGUGAGGAGGAGGAAGAGGAACAGGAAGCAGAGCAGAAAGAAAUGAAACAGAGAGAAACAAGUGAAGAAGAAGAACAGGAAGAGGAGAGUGAGGAGGAGGAAGAGGAACAGGAAGCAGAGCAGAAAGAAAUGAAACAGAGAGAAACAAGUGAAGAAGAAGAACAGGAAGAAGAGAGUGAGGAGGAGGAGGAGGAGGAGGAGGAACAGAAGGCAGAGCAGAAAGGAAUGAAACAGAGAGAAACAAGUGAAGAAGAAGAACAGGAAGAAGAGAGUGAGGAGGAGGAGGAGGAAGAGGAGGAGGAAGCAGAGCAGAAAGAAAUGAAUAUAAAAGAGAAAAACAGGAUGAAACAGAGAGAAACAAGUGAAGAAGAAGAACAGGAAGAAGAAGGUGAUGAAGAGGAGGAGGAAGAGGAGGAGGAAGAAACAGAGAAGAAAGAUAAAAUUGGGAGGAAACAGACAGAAACUACUGAAGAAGAAGAAGAAGGUGAGGAGGAAGGUGAAGAGGAGGAAGAAGAAGGUGAGGAAGAAAAGACCAAAAAAGUACCAAAACAGAGAGCCAAACCGAACGUGUUACCUGCGCGCAGACAGACAAAUGCACAGAGAGACAGACAGAAGACUAGACAAAGAGAUCAACAGAAUGUUAAAGGGAAGAAACAAGCAGAUAGUGGUGCUCAGGACCCUCAGUUCUGGAACAGUGUCCUACCACAGUAUCUAAACCUUAAAUGAUCCCAAGGUCUGCACACUACAAGCACAGAGACCCCAAACAUCUGCCUGUAUACGUACAGUUCACAGGACUUGACAUUUCAAAAGUGCUGUGAAUCACAGUUCUUUAAACGGCGAAACUUAAAAUGGUGGACGGGUGAUGGAGAUUGAGCUAAACAUGAACAUAAAAGAUGGUUUGUAUUCUGCUUUAGUAUGAGAUAUGGCUCUAAAAGGGCUGGAUGUUUCUCACUUCUAUGAGGAUUCUUGUUUAUCAAGUGCCUUGACUAAAAUUAUUCCAUACAUAUUCUGUUACAGUAUAUAUUGUCAUAGUGUUUAUAUGAAUGUUAUUUUUUAAGCA